CACUUUGUCCCAUAAUCCACAUCUAAAAUGCCUGCCAAGCGAAGGAUAACUCCAAAGAGAUGUAAAUCCAUCACUGGCGCCGAUAGGGCACCACGAGGCAUCAAACCGCAGAAAGCCAGAGCGCUUAUCAGAGGCUUCCAUGUGCUCCAGAAGCACCGCACCAGUAUUUUCAAAAAACUUUCUGAACAAUUCGGGGAGAGCGUGACUGAAGAAAAUUACUUGAAGUGCUUAAAGACAUCUCCCAACGUUGAUCGUUCUCUCACAAAGGUGUAUGCUCGCAGCAUAGAGCUUUACCAACCCACGGACGAAGUAAUGAUUGUCGACAAUAAACUUGACGCGCGUGCCUUGGUGGUGUUGUUAGGAAACAUCGAUGCCGAAAUCGCAAAAAAGGGGGGUAUUGGGGCCUACCAAACCGCUUCUACACAGGGUCAGAAUGGCAAACGUGGCGGCGACUCCUCAAAGAAGUUGAUGGAGUGGAUUGGCAAGAAGCAGCAACCUGUCAAACCCACAGCGCUUGAGAUCGGGUGCCUUUCAUCCCAGAACGUUAUUUCAACAUGUAACUUCUUUUCUAAUGUUGUGAGGAUUGACUUGCGCUCUCAGGAGCCGGGAAUUCUCGAACAGGACUUUAUGAAAAGACCGUUGCCGAAGUCAGACAAAGAGAAGGUCAAUCUUAUUUCGUGCUCGCUUGUGUUGAACUUUGUGCCCAGUCCGAAAGAUAGGGGCGAGAUGUUGAAGCGGUUCACCAAGUUCUUGUUACCUCCAAUGGAGGGACUGCUUUCAGCAUUGUUUAUGGUGCUUCCGUUGCCUUGUGUGGCGAACUCGCGGUACUGCAACCAGGAGACGUUUAAGGAAAUCUUGGGUAGCUUGGGUUUCUCGGUCAAGGAGUACCACGAGGCCACCAAGGUGGCGUACUGGUUGUUCGAAUGGAACGGCGAAACCCGUUUCCGUAAAAAGUUUUCCAAAAAGGAGAUCCAUAGCGGUGGCAAGCGCAACAACUUUUGUAUUGUGCUAGAAUAAAUAUGAAUCAGGGACGUUUAGACAUUAAUCCACGAGUGGAUGAGUGAACGUUGCUUAAUGAGAUCCAUAUUUUAACAAUAGUGGAGUGCCAAGGCACGGGACUAGGUUAUAAUUCCUACAGGCAGAAAUUAUAGCCUGCUUCAAAGGAGCUAAUAAUUUAUGAUCACAGGAGGUUGGCCUACAAUAUAUUACCGUCUCACACCUUGUAUGGUGUAGGCAUCUGUUUGAUCCAAUAACCUGAUAUAGCGAGAGGGACAUAAGUAUGGCUUAAAGAAUAAAACCAGAUAUCAGGAUAUAGGUGUUUUUGGGAUUCGGGGAAGAUACAAUAUAUAGAACCCACAAGAUCUAGAAGC
Molecule: messenger RNA, 1370 nt
Organism: Babjeviella inositovora NRRL Y-12698
Lineage: Eukaryota; Fungi; Ascomycota; Pichiomycetes; Serinales
Product: 25S rRNA (adenine2142-N1)-methyltransferase
Exons: 1
Coding region: 28-1017 (329 amino acids)
Cellular component (GO): nucleolus
Molecular function (GO): rRNA (adenine) methyltransferase activity
Source: RefSeq, a predicted model, not a curated record